Messenger RNA from Chrysoperla carnea, 2162 nucleotides. RefSeq names its product nuclear transcription factor Y subunit alpha (gene Nf-YA). Gene Ontology annotation, molecular function: DNA-binding transcription factor activity, RNA polymerase II-specific; RNA polymerase II cis-regulatory region sequence-specific DNA binding. Bases 225 to 1205 code for a protein of 326 amino acids. The record is from RefSeq and is a predicted model, not a curated record. The transcript is spliced from 7 exons. NCBI's taxonomy places the organism in Eukaryota, Metazoa, Arthropoda, Insecta, Neuroptera, Chrysopidae. Gene Ontology annotation, biological process: regulation of transcription by RNA polymerase II. Gene Ontology annotation, cellular component: CCAAT-binding factor complex.
GCGUAUGCCGUGAUUGGCACUUGUAUCCCGAUCAUAUGUAAACGUUUACACAAUCGACCGAUCCGCGCUUUGGGAGGAGGUGUUGCUACACCAAUGCACAACUAGUGUCAGACAUAUUACGCCGACCAUUGGUCUACAAAUUCUCGACCAAUCAUUGGGAAUAACUGAAGACAAAAAUAUCCAAUUAAAAAUUUUUACAAAUUGCGAAAAAUUGAGUAUUCGUAAUGAUGGAACAAUUGACCACGGAUGGUCAAGUUGUGAUGCAAACGCCCGUUCAAGUGAUGCAAAUGAAUCAAACUGGACAAGUGAUACAAGGUGCAAAUGGACAACCGAUAAUGGUGCAUACGGUACCUCAACCUGGACAAACAAUACAAGUGGCAGGUCCUGGACAACAAGGAACUGCUCUACCAAUUCAAGUUGUAAAUCAAGGUCAAAUUGUUAUACAACAGCCACAACAAGCUCAAAUUAUCCAAACCGCUGAUGGACAAGCUUUUAUAUAUCAAACUGUUAAAUUGGAACAUGCGUUGCAACAAGCUCAACCGGCUGCCACAUUUAAUAUCAAUGGAAAUAUUGUACAACUGGGUACUGGACAAGCGGCUACAGCUGUUGCUGCACAAUCUACAGUAACAACACAAUCAGCGGGUUCUGGAGUAACAUCACCUGUAAUUCAACAAGCAACAACAUUACAAGCGAGUGCUGUACAAACCACUUCAAAUGCUCAACAAUUAGGUGUAGCUGCAAAUGGUAAUAUUGUUAUGGUUGGCAGUAUUGCUGAUAUGGUACCUGGACCAAGUCAAAGUGUUCAACAAUUUCAACGAGUACCUAUACCUGGAACAGAAUUUCUCGAAGAGGAACCAUUAUAUGUAAAUGCUAAACAAUAUAGAAGAAUAUUAAAGAGGAGGCAUGCACGUGCUAAAUUGGAAGCAGAAGGAAAAAUUCCUAAAGAACGACCGAAAUAUUUACAUGAAUCCCGCCACAGACAUGCAAUGAAUAGAAUACGAGGUGAAGGCGGCCGUUUUCAUUCUGGGUCAGUUAAGAAACGCAGACAUGAAUCACAAAAUGCUCAAAGAGGUAUGUCAAUUCCAGCCACAUCAUCGGCCACAAAUUGUUUAACCGAUUUGCCGUCGUUAGCGUCUAGUAUCAUUAUUGAAAAUGCUGGUACCAAUGGAAUGGGUGAAAUCAUGUCAGAUCCAUUAUCUGGUUGAUAUACGACCAACAAUUUUUUGUAUUUAACUUAAACAAAUUCAUCAAUUUUAUUCUUUUAAUUUAUCAAAUUCAUGGGUCAUUUUGAUUUCUUUUAUAAAGAAAUAUAUGGCCUUAAAAAUUUUAUCACAGCAGUUUAAAAAAAAAUGGCGUUUAAUGUCGUUGAAUGUAAAAAUGAAUGAUUGAAGGAUAAUUUUUUUUGGUUUAAAUGCAUGAAUGAGAUAGAUUGUAACGGCCUAACCAAAUUAUUUAAAUUUUGCACUUAGGGUUGCCACUUCAAUGUUCCGGGAAGUCGGGAAAUAAAUUAUCCAUUAUAAAAAAUUUAAAUAAAUAUUCAAUUAAUUUUAAAUAAAAGCUGCUCACAAUUGUCAAAAUCUACCAAAAUAUUAAAAAAAUAAUCAAAGAAUCAAUUUACUAAACUCUGAAGGAUUUAUGUUGAUAUCGAGAGUCGAUAGAAAUUACACAAUUUCUGGGGUCUCCUGAUCAAAUCUGCAGAGAUGGCAGCCUUAUUUGGACUUCGUACUAUUUUUUGAAUGACAAGAAAUUAAAAUUUUAAUCUUUUUUUAGUUGUUCUUAAAAGAGUAAUUUUUCUAAGACACUUCCAAUUUAUAGCCUGCUUUUCGUCGACCGGACAUUUUUUUAUUUCUUUAAAGUUUUGACCAAAUUUUUAACAACUAAAUAAGAACGAAAUUCUUAAAUUACAUUUAGAGCAAGUUAUCGACACGAAAUUAAGUAUUGGACGUAUUUCGAGGAUUUUUUGAUGCAACUUCGUAUCUCAGAAAAGAAUGGUUUAUAAAAGACCAAAUAUUUAUAAUUUUUAUUUAUAUAGAAAAUAAUAUUUUGUCUCUCUUGGACAAACUUAUGUUUUUGCGAUAUGAAAUUGAAACAGAAAAUUCUUGUUAUGAUUAAAAAUUUGAAUUGAAUGGUGAUGAAGAUGAAGAAAUAAUAAAAAUAUUUUU